Fusarium poae is the source of this 465-nucleotide messenger RNA. RefSeq lists its product as uncharacterized. Gene Ontology annotation, molecular function: triacylglycerol lipase activity. The transcript has a single exon. Lineage: Eukaryota; Fungi; Ascomycota; Sordariomycetes; Hypocreales; Nectriaceae. Gene Ontology annotation, biological process: lipid catabolic process. Bases 1 to 465 code for a protein of 154 amino acids. The record is from RefSeq and is a predicted model, not a curated record.
AUGAUCGGACUCUCUAAGCAAUACCCGCUCCUCAAAUUGGGACUUGAUGCUGCUGUUAAGCCAGAGUACAAGGCUAAGUUCGACGCUGUUGGAAAGCAAUGCUUUGUGGCCGAUAUUCUUUCGUUCUUGGGACAGGACGUGGUUGGAAUGCUCAAAGACCCUGCCAUCUUGACACAAGAACCCGCCAAGAGCAUUUUAGACGAGAAUGCUCUCGGUAAACACAGCCCCAGCAUCCCUCUGUUCAUUUACAAGUCCAUCCAGGAUGAAGUCAGCCCCAUCAAGGAUACUGACGAUCUUGUCAAGCUCUACUGCUCGGGCGGUACCAAGGUUCAAUACGAUAGAGACUUGCUCUCAGAGCACGGUUCGCUCGCCAUCAUUGGAGCUGGAAAGGCUCUGGCGUGGUUAAAAGAUACCAUGAAUGGCAGGAAAGGGCCAAGCCAGUGCUACAAUACGCAGAAUAAAUAG